This is a messenger RNA of Drosophila nasuta, 929 nucleotides long. RefSeq names its product ubiquitin-conjugating enzyme E2 N-like. The record is from RefSeq and is a predicted model, not a curated record. The coding region runs from base 212 to 667 and encodes 151 amino acids. The transcript is spliced from 2 exons. Lineage: Eukaryota; Metazoa; Arthropoda; Insecta; Diptera; Drosophilidae.
GAGCUAGUUUUUUGUUCAAGUUUUAGGGACACAGGCUGGCGAAUUUGCUUUUUACACACAAAAAAAGUAAAAGCUGAUUAGUAAUAAAAUUUCCAACAGAUUUAUUAUUAGUUGAUCAAUAUAAUCGUUCGGAGCUGUCCAGAGUGAACUCGAAAGUUUGGGCAAAAGUUGCAGCAACUUGGGGCGAGAAUAAAGAAAAAAAGAAGAAAUCAUGUCCAGUUUGCCACGUCGCAUCAUCAAGGAGACACAGCGUUUGAUGCAGGAGCCGGUGCCCGGCAUCAAUGCCAUUCCCGACGAGAACAAUGCACGCUAUUUCCAUGUGGUGGUCGCCGGUCCAAAUGAUUCGCCCUUCGAGGGAGGAGUCUUCAAGUUGGAGCUGUUUCUGCCCGAGGAUUAUCCGAUGUCGGCACCCAAGGUGCGUUUCAUCACAAAGAUCUAUCAUCCGAAUAUCGAUCGCUUGGGCCGCAUUUGCCUCGAUGUGCUGAAAGACAAAUGGAGUCCAGCGCUGCAAAUUCGCACCAUACUUCUGUCCAUUCAGGCGCUCCUCAGCGCCCCCAAUCCCGAUGAUCCUUUGGCCAACGAUGUCGCCGAAUUAUGGAAGGUCAACGAGGCCGAGGCCAUUCGCAAUGCUCGUGAAUGGACUCAGAAAUACGCUGUCGAAGACUAAAGGCUGAAGUUAUCACAUAAAUCGAUUGGAGUUUGGGAGCCGGUUGCGAAGCCGGAAAAGGAGAUAAGGAUGAAUACGGAUGCGCAACAGCUAACUUAUUUUUUAGGGAUCUGCGGUUAGUUCACUCUCAUCCCGCUUAAACGAGAUACAAAUUAUCUUCUUUUUUGUAAUACACAUUUUUUUGUAUUUAUCGUUGUCGAGGAUAUAAAAUGGCGGUAAUAAAUAAUAAAAAUCUAAUGAUAAUGCUAUAAUAAAAAAACAA